Molecule: messenger RNA, 339 nt
Organism: Anisakis simplex (herring worm)
Lineage: Eukaryota; Metazoa; Nematoda; Chromadorea; Rhabditida; Anisakidae
Source: the annotation of a GenBank genome assembly
AUGAGCGCAACACGUGCUCUUACCAGAACGCUGUCAACUGAUUCGAGUGCUAGCUGCGGUACUCGCAUCACGCCGCAUAUUGCUGAUGUGGUGUUCGAUCUGUACCGUAACCCUGACACUGAUACACUCUCACUUUACAGGUUACUCAAGUUGUUGAAAGAGUGCGGAAUCAGAGAGGAUGACCCACGAUUGGCCAGUUUCAUGAAGGCAAUCGCUCUUGAGGAAAGGCGUCAAUCAGUGUCUGAUAUGAAGCCAUCUGAGUUGUCGAAUAAUCUCGAUCGAGACACAUUCAAACGGUUUUUUUUUCUCGAAUGUCUUAAAUUAUUGACGGCUCCCUAA